AUGUUCGACGCAGAAGAGCGCCGCAGGAGGCGGCUGUUCAGACACCGUAGGGCUCCGGGCCCCGCUGCCACCCCACACCUCAGCAGCAGCAGCAGAUGCAGCAGCAGCAGCAGUAGUAGCAGCAGCAGCAGAAGGGCUGGGCGGAGGAGCCGCAGCAGGAGCUCGAGUCGCGGUCACAGGCACCCGCCGCCCGUCAAGCAGCGCAGCCCUUGGUCUGUGCUGCAGCAGCAGGAGGGAGCAGCAGCAGCAGCAGCAGCAGAAGCCACGCAGCUUAUCCCAGCAGCCUCACCUUCUUCUUUAGGGGCCCCCACGGGGUCCCCUGGGGGACCAGAGGGGCCUCCAGGGGGCUCCCAGGGGCCCCCAGGGGGCCCCCAGGGGCCCUCUGGGGGCUCUUGGGGGCCCGGGGCGCAUGCAGAUGGACCUGCUGCUGCUGAUGCCUGGGGCCCCACAGGGAGCCCUUCAUUGCUGCCUGCUGCUGCUGGUGACCAACUUUUGGGUGGAGAAGAGCCAGUGUCCCCGCAACAACAACAGCAGCAGCAGCAGCAGCAGCAGCAGCAGCAAGGGGAACAGGAGCUUGUCCAGCAGCAGCUGAGACGGAAGAUUCAGCUUCAGCCACGCCAGCGAGACGAGCAGCAGCAGCUGCUGCAGUGUAGAAAGAUAGAGCUGCAGCAGCAGCAGCAGCAGCAGACUCCAGAAGCACACGACGACGGCUUUUUGGAAGGGCAGCAGCAGCGAACGGUGCAGCUGCAGCAGCAGCGCCGGACGGUUCAGUUGCAGCAGCGGCACGAGCAGCAAUACGAGCAGCAGCAGAAGCAGCAGCCGGCGUUGCAGCACCACUGGCAGCAGGAGGGCUGGGGCAGCAGCUGCCAGCGGUGGCGCAGCCUUGGGGGCGGGCAGCAGCAGCCGCAGCAGCAGCACGGCGAGGUGCAGCAGCAGCAGAUGGGACGGCGCUGCAUUUUAAAGGAUUCUCCUUUUGUGAGGUCUUUGCCUGUCCUACGAGAAGCACGAGCCUGGGGGUGCUGCCGCAGCGCUGCAGCAGCAGCAACAGCAACAAGAGGAAGGCAGCAGCAGCAGCUCGUAGCGCUUGGGCGCAGCAGCCGCUGCUUCGAGCUGCAGCCUGUGCGGCGGCAGCAGCACUGUGUGCCUGCAGCAGCCUUGGGAAGGCGGUACCCAGGAUCUUGA
Molecule: messenger RNA, 1182 nt
Organism: Eimeria tenella
Lineage: Eukaryota; Apicomplexa; Conoidasida; Eucoccidiorida; Eimeriidae
Exons: 1
Coding region: 1-1182 (393 amino acids)
Source: RefSeq, a predicted model, not a curated record